GGUAGCUUCACAUACUGCUGCACUUCAUCCGCAUCUCUCCUCCUAGAAAUAUUUACUUUACAGACUUCACACUUUUACCCAUCUGAUGGAUUUUGAACCCUUUCAAGAUGGGACUAUCGGUCAACACUUCUCUUCUCGACGUUCAUCGACUCAAGGAUUCCCUGAAAACCCUCUCAAGUUCAUCUGUCAGUUCAGACCUGGACCUGGACCUCCAGCAGCCCCUCUAGAUGAGGGUAACUGCUCCGACAUCGAUUGCGAACGGGUGACAAUCGUCCUUCCUGCGCAGUGCACCGUCUACCAGCUGCGACUGCAAAUAUGCAUGCAGGUGGAACAACAGAACACCCUCCAAGACCCGCUCGCAUUUUUGGAUCCACAGAAAUACUCCCUGCUGUAUGCCAGGGGAGAAGACUGGUACGAAGUGUACGACGACUGUCAGAUAAUCAGGACGUUAGACAUUCCGUGGACGUGCGACAGCACCGCCUGUCUCACUGCACACAUUGUCAUAGCACCAGUUCUGACCGUGGCCUCCGAGGAAAAGCAGAAGCAGCAACAGAUCAUUACCUACCUGAUCGGUCAUGACCUGGAGAAGGACGCCUCGGACCGACUGGGUGAGCUGACGUUCACCCGCAGGAAGCUUGCGUUGCCCAGGAAACUGGAGUUGAAGAAUCGGAAUGACUAUUUGUACGCAACAGAGCCCUGGGUUACAAAUGUUCCUCUACCAGAGGACCUGCAGAAACACCUAGACCGGAAACUGACUGUCACCCUCCAUUACAUGAGCGAGAUCAGCUUCAGCACUGAGGUGACGUUGAACGCCACGCCUGCCGAACUCCUAGGCAUUUUCGAACAUGUGAUGAAGGACCAGAAGCGGGCCUAUGACACCACUGAGAGCUUUGUUCUACAGGUCUCAGGGAGAGAAGAGGUUCUCUCCGGAGAUCAUGCCUUGAAGGAAUUUCUCUGGAUUCAUCACUGUCUGAAAACCAACAAAGAAGUCCACCUUUUCGUUCUACCUAUGUCCCAUCUGGUAAACGAAGCUGUCACGUUUGAAGACUUGCCUCUGGUCGAUGGCUUCAGCGGGCAGUUCAGCUCCCAUGAGGACCUAUGCCUGGACAGGAAAGAUGUGGAAGAUAUCUUCAUGAUAUCCUUGUGGGACUGCAAGAGGAAACUGAGAGUCAAACUGCUGGGGAUCGACAUACCGAAGCUUCCAAACAAGUGCCAGCAGACAGUUUACGUAAACGCAUCGAUACUGUAUGGAAACAAAGUUCUUUCCACUGUAUCUUCUGCUCCGAAGAGCUUAGCGGAUGAAGUCCUCUGGAAUGAGUGGCUGGAGUUUGGUGUGUCCCUCAGAGAUCUGCCGCGAGGAGCAAAGCUGGGCUUCACCGUCAAUGAGCGAGUCAUCGAUAGCUCCACUCUAACCAGAGAUUCAAAGGCCUCUGUAGCCAAAGAUUUAAAGGGCAAAGUGCUCUACUUUGUAAAUCUUCUCCUGAUCGAUCACAGAUCCCUCCUCAGCCAAGGCUUCCACACUCUCCACAUGUGGUCGUAUCCCCAGGACGGGGAGGCCGCCACCUACCAGGCUGACAAGCUCUCCUCCGCUGGAAACCCAGACAUCGCAGACUCCAUGGCCAUCACCUUCUUUCUUGACCAAUACAGCUUUCCCGUCGUGCUCCCCAACCAAUCCAACGUAUCCGUCAGUUCUGACACACUCACCUUGAGCUCUCCUGUGCAAGCAGCACCAUCUUCACCCACAGGCUCUCCGGAAUCUUCUCCAAAGAACGCGGUUGACGCCAGUACUCUGAAGCACAACAUGAAGCGAUUGAGAGAAAACAGCAUCCGAUACGUUUCCAACCUGCCUCACUUCCUGCGCAGUGUUGACUGGGUGGACCACUGGGUGGUCGAGGAUGUUCACUGUCUGCUGAGAAACUGGGAUCCAGCCGAGCUGGAGCUGACAGUGGCUCUCGAGCUGUUGAGCGUACACUUUGCAGAUGAGGUGGUCAGGAAACUGGCAGUGCAGAGACUGGAAAGAUUGUCCAACAACGAUGUGUUAAAGUAUUUGCUGCAGCUGGUGCAGACACUGAAAGUGGAACCUUACCAUGACAGCUUCCUUGCCCGAUUCCUCAUCCAGAGAGCUCUGAGGAGCAAGAGAGUGGGACACUUCUUCUUCUGGUACGUCCGCAGCGAGGUCGCUGGUUGUCCGUUCUUCCGCCAGCGAAUGGCGGUGAUCCUGGAGGCCUACCUGCUGGGCUGCGGACAGGCCAUGCUGGACAGCUUCUGCCAGCAAGUCCAGGCGGUAGAGGCCUUGCGCGAAGUCACCUUAGCCAUCAAGAAACUUUACCCCGAUAAAACUGACCUUCCACCUACAGCUCCACUCAGACUUCAAGAGCUUCUACGGAACUGUAAUCUGCCAAAGGAGUUCCUGCUACCAUUUGACCCCCGAAUCAAAGCUGGAACAAUCCUGCUUGACAAAUGCAAGGUGAUGGCCUCCAAGAAGAAGCCCCUGUGGUUGGAGUUCUCUGCCAUGCCCUCACCCACACCGACCACACCGGUGGGCAUCAUCUUCAAAGAGGGGGACGAUCUCAGACAGGACAUGCUGGUCAUUCAAAUGCUCGUGUUGAUGGACUCCAUCUGGCAGGAGAACUCUUUAGACCUGAACCUGAUUCCAUACGGCUGCAUCUCCACGGGAUAUAACAUCGGAAUGAUUGAGAUUGUAAGAGACGCCGUGACCAUCGCUGCCAUCCAGAGGAACCGUGGAGGAACCUCAGGAGCUUUCCAAACUGAAGCUCUGUUUGAGUGGCUCAAGUCCAAGUGUCCGCUGCAGGAAAUUCAUUUCCAAACGGUGGAGCGCUUUGUGAAGUCCUGCGCAGGCUACUGUGUUGCCACCUAUGUGCUCGGGAUUGGAGACAGACACAACGACAACAUCAUGGUCACGGAUGGAGGGAACCUGUUCCACAUUGACUUCGGUCACAUCCUGGGGAACAGGAAACAAUUCCUCGGCGUGAACAGGGAGCGCACGCUGUUUGUCUUGACUCCUGACUUUGUGUACGUCAUGGGAAGGGUUAAAGGUCGCAAAAGUCUCUACUUUCAGCGCUUUGUUGACACCUGCAUUCGGGCCUACCUCUCACUGCGCGCACACUCUCACCUCCUGAUCAAUUUGUUCUCCCUCAUGCUUCUGACUGGCAUCCCGGAGCUCAGCGGCGCAGAGGACAUGCGGUAUCUGCGAGAGGCGCUGCAGGAAGAGCAGGCUGAGGCGGAAGCUAAAGAGCAUUUUCUGCGGCAGAUCAACAAGUGCGAGGAGCUUGGCUGGACUGUGCAGACCAACUGGUGGUUCCACCUUCUGGUUGGCAUCAAGUAGCAAAACACUGCACCAAUUUCUCAUCUAGUCUGCAUACUUCUUCCAUGUAAAUACACAUGGCCCUGCAUCAGCGACUAAAACAAUGGCACUUUUUUUCUAAUCUUGGAUUGAAAUUCACCACGACAGUUGAUGUGAAAGCAACUCUGAGUGUUAUUGGAAUCAGAGCAGUAAAGUCUGGGUUGGUUUAUCACUGACUGGGGUCCAGAUUGUUGUUGUCGUCAUGCUUGUUUUCUGGACUCAGCACCACCAAGUUUUCCCCCUGAAGGAUCUUCAUUCUGGGCAGGGCAACAGGUAUUGGCACAGACAAAUGAAGCUCUGAAGAGUGUCCUUGGUCUGGCCCAAACCUUUUCCCUGGUAUUUCACGUGAAGGAAAGGUUUACCCCGGAGACCAUUGUAGUCUUCACACUUCCAAGUCCUGUCUGCCACGGCAGUGCCUCAACUUUUUUCUUGAACCUUUGCUGCCCUUCUUUUUCAGCUAUGGAAAAAAGGUUGCACUUCAGGG
Messenger RNA from Synchiropus splendidus (mandarinfish), 3848 nucleotides. RefSeq names its product phosphatidylinositol 4,5-bisphosphate 3-kinase catalytic subunit gamma isoform. The record is from RefSeq and is a predicted model, not a curated record. Gene Ontology annotation, cellular component: phosphatidylinositol 3-kinase complex, class IA; plasma membrane; cytoplasm. Gene Ontology annotation, biological process: phosphatidylinositol-3-phosphate biosynthetic process; phosphatidylinositol-mediated signaling; phosphatidylinositol 3-kinase/protein kinase B signal transduction. Lineage: Eukaryota; Metazoa; Chordata; Actinopteri; Syngnathiformes; Callionymidae. Gene Ontology annotation, molecular function: 1-phosphatidylinositol-3-kinase activity; 1-phosphatidylinositol-4-phosphate 3-kinase activity. The transcript has 12 exons. Bases 86 to 3346 code for a protein of 1086 amino acids.